AUGUCGCACCCUUCAACCUUGCUUCCUCACCACCACCACCACCACCACCACCAGGAUGAUAACCUUCAACAACCACCACCAUCCAAUCACACUCUUGAAAAUUCUCAUCAUCAUCAUCACCAAGACAAUAACUUGGAAACAUCUCUUCCCAAUGGCAUCAUCAUGAUGAACAGUAGUAAUACUGAACCUACUCCUUCUUCCAAUGACAUGAUGAACAGUAGUAAUACAAAUAAUACUACUAGUACAAAUAAUACUACUAGUACAAAUAAUACUACUAGUACAAAUAAUACUACUAGUACAAAUAAUACUACUAGUACAAAUAAUACUACUAGUACAAAUAAUACUACUAGUACAAAUAAUACUACUAGUACUACAACUCACAUUCGAAAUCAAAAUUCUCCUCCUCAUCAUCAUCAUCACUACAUCAAUGACCAAAUCAAUGACCAUGAUGAUCACGACUAUUUAAAUACAAUGACAGUCAAUGUAACAAGUGAAUCAAAUUCUUCCUCUUCUUCCUCCUCUAAUUCUACUUUAUCUGUCAUUAAAAUUCUCAAAGUCAAUCAAUUAGAUUCGGAUCGAUUAGAUUUAGAAAUUGAAAAUUAUUUAUUAAAUUAUGUGAAAAGAGUAUUUAAACAUUUUAGAAUGUGUGAAUACUAUGAACCUGAAAUUAUGUUAUUCAUUAGAAUAUUCAUCUAUAAAUAUUCUAUUUAUGAUAAUAAUCAAACAUUUGGAGAUCGAAUUCAAAAUUUAAAAUAUUCAAAUACUGAAAUGAAAGACCCAAAUAUUCUCUCCAAGUAUUUAUAUGGUAUUGCAUCUAUUGGUAUUCCAUAUUUGUAUGAAAGAAUAGGCAAAAGUCAAUAUUUAAAUAUUGAAUAUUUAAAGAAAUUUGAAUAUUAUUACAAAACAUUAGAAUUUAUUAAUUUUAUCAUAUUUCUCUAUCAAGGAAAAUAUAAAUCUCUCAUUGAUCGAAUAUUUCAUUGGAGAAAGGUAUAUGCAACAAGAUUUAUGAUUAGACAAUUAUCAUUUGAUUACAUGAAUACAGAAUUGAUAUGGAAUGGAUUAGCAGAAACCAUCUUAUUUAUUGCUCCAUUAAUUAAUUUUAAAAAAUUAUGGACAUUUUUGAAUCGAGUAUGGGAUUGGAUGAGAAUGAAAGAGAUGGUUUAUUCGAAGCACAUGAUGUCCUUCCAUCAUCAUCCUACUACUACCACCCAUACUACUACUACUACUACUACCAAUAGGAAUCAAUCUCAAAUCGACAGUGACCAUUCUGACCAAUCUCAAAUCAAUAAUUCUUACUACUCGAAUCAAGAAUGUCCAUUUUGUAAUGCUAAUCCUAUUCUAAUACCCUAUGUGAGUCAUGAUGGUGUCUGUAAACAUCGAUUCUGUUAUUAUUGCAUUGAAAAUGCAUUAUUGAAUGAUUCGAGUGAUCACUGUGUGAAUUGUCCAUCUUGUUCCAAAGAAAUUACAAAAUCAAAAAGAUUUUAUGGAUAG
This is a messenger RNA of Naegleria fowleri, 1491 nucleotides long. RefSeq names its product Peroxin 2 (Pex2), putative. Bases 1 to 1491 code for a protein of 496 amino acids. Gene Ontology annotation, cellular component: peroxisomal membrane. The transcript has 2 exons. Gene Ontology annotation, molecular function: zinc ion binding. NCBI's taxonomy places the organism in Eukaryota, Heterolobosea, Eutetramitea, Acrasida, Naegleriidae. The record is from RefSeq and is a predicted model, not a curated record. Gene Ontology annotation, biological process: protein import into peroxisome matrix.